AUGCCUCGAGCGCUCCUCGUUGCCCGGGAUCCCCUCCUCGGCCGGGAGGAAGAUGAGGAGGAAGUUGACGUUGUUUCUGAAGGGGACAGCGAGAAACCUCUCGACUUCUCCGCAACGGCGAGCCCACACUGCACGCCGGUGAUAAACCCAUCGCAUGCCUUGCUAUACGAUCCCGUCUUCUACCUUCGGAUGCUUCGAGAGUUCCAACUGCAGUUCCCUCAACCGAUGGCGAUAUCGUAUCAUACGGAGACUUCGGACGGCUCGGAAAGAUCCUCGAGCCCUCCAUCCCCCCAGCACAGCCCGCCUCCUCUGAUUAGGUUGCCGCUAGUCUGUCCUCCUCAGCGUCCUGCAAACGCCACCAACUCCUCAAACUUCAGCAUCCGCGCACUCCUGGGCUUGAACACGGAAGCGUUCACCUGCCAUGUUUGCCGGAGACAGUUCAGCACAUCUGGCGGGCUCCAAUCACAUUUGCGAAGGGGCUGCGGACUGGAUCCCUUGGCGCCGCCAUCGCUGCCGACGCCGUCGAAAAUGUUCGAGUGCAAACAAUGCGGCAAAUGUUUCAAGAGAUCGUCGACGCUAUCUACCCAUCUGCUCAUUCACUCCGAUACCAGACCGUAUCCUUGCGAAUACUGCGGCAAGAGAUUCCAUCAGAAGUCAGAUAUGAAGAAACACACAUAUACCCACACAGGUGAAAAACCUCACCAGUGCACAAUUUGUGGGAAGUGCUUCAGCCAGUCGUCGAAUCUCAUCACUCAUAUGCGAAAACACACGGGUUUCAAACCUUUCACUUGUCGAAUCUGCAACAAGGCGUUCCAGCGGAAAAUCGACUUGAAGCGACACUGCGAUACGAAACACGAUCCGGCGUCCGAACAAUUCGAUGGAUCCUCGCAACAAGUUGCGCCGCAAACUCAAGCCAACUUCGUUGAGCUACACCGAGAAGCUUCGCUUUUCAGACCCAUUUGA
This is a messenger RNA of Galendromus occidentalis (western predatory mite), 963 nucleotides long. RefSeq names its product zinc finger protein Gfi-1b. Gene Ontology annotation, molecular function: DNA-binding transcription factor activity, RNA polymerase II-specific. Bases 1 to 963 code for a protein of 320 amino acids. The transcript has 4 exons. NCBI's taxonomy places the organism in Eukaryota, Metazoa, Arthropoda, Arachnida, Mesostigmata, Phytoseiidae. Gene Ontology annotation, biological process: regulation of transcription by RNA polymerase II. Gene Ontology annotation, cellular component: nucleus. The record is from RefSeq and is a predicted model, not a curated record.